Messenger RNA from Betta splendens (Siamese fighting fish), 2877 nucleotides. RefSeq names its product transmembrane channel-like 1 (gene tmc1). The annotation marks the transcript as partial. The record is from RefSeq and is a predicted model, not a curated record. Lineage: Eukaryota; Metazoa; Chordata; Actinopteri; Anabantiformes; Osphronemidae. Gene Ontology annotation, molecular function: mechanosensitive monoatomic ion channel activity. Gene Ontology annotation, biological process: vestibular reflex; detection of mechanical stimulus involved in sensory perception of sound. The transcript is spliced from 18 exons. Gene Ontology annotation, cellular component: plasma membrane.
ACUCAGUGUCUUUGCGCUACCACAGGUGUUGAGGAUGAAGCAGCUACUUUUCAACAGGAACAUAGACACACGGGAAGAAGAAGAGACAAUGACAGAGAGAAGAAGAGAAAAAAUGAGAGAAGAAGAAAAAGAAGAGCAUCUAAAGCAGAAGAAGCGGGAGAUGAAUUACCAGAAAGGUCUGAGAAAACAGACAAGAGCAGGAGAAGAAGAGCAAAGACUGAUCAAGAGCCAAAAACAGGAGUAAAGGAAGAUGGGGAGCAGUUCAAAGUAAAAUCCGAAAAGGCAGCAAAAUCGAGGAAGGACGUUAAAAAUGAAAAAAAUAAAAAAGCUGAGCAGGAGGAGGCAGAAGCUGGGGAAAGAAAUGCCAAAGGAAAAAAGAGACGUGAAAGUGCCCAAAAAGACGAGAAAGAAGUGAAGCAAGAAAAAGUUGCAGUAAAUAAGAAAGCUCAAAAGGUGAAGAAGAAAAAACACAAGGAAGUGGUGGAAACGAGUUCAGAGCCAGAGACAAGCGAGGCCGAUGGCGAUGAAGAGGACGACGAGGAGAAAGAGGUGAGACCGGAGACUCUGUCAGCAGAGGAGCUGGAGAUGCUGAAGGAGGCGGUGGACGAGAGGAAGAAACUGAUCCAAAGCCUGAGGGGAAAACCCUGGCCAAUGAAAAAGAAACUCGUCACCUUACGGGAGUCUCAGAAAUUUGUAGAGAAAUAUGAGGGAGCUCUGGGCAAAGGGAAAGGCAGAAAGUUCUACGCUUACAAAGUCAUGAUGACCAAGAAAUGGAUGAAGUUCCAGAGGGACUUUGAAAACUUCAAAACUGCCUGCAUCCCAUGGGAGAUGAAAAUAAAGGAGAUUGAAAGUCAUUUCGGCUCCUCGGUCGCCUCUUACUUUAUCUUUCUGAGGUGGAUGUACGGCAUCAACUUGAUCCUCUUUGGCCUGACCUUUGGCCUAGUUAUGGUGCCAGAGGCAUUGAUGGGGAGGCCCUAUGGCAGCAUUCCAAGGAAAACCGUUCCCAGGGCCGAGGAGGCCAGCGCUAUGGACUUUGCUGUCUUAUGGGACUUUGGGGGAUAUGCUCAAUAUUCUGUCCUGUUUUAUGGUUACUACAACAACCAGCGGGCCGUUGGCUGGCUCAAGUUCCGUAUGCCUCUUUCAUACUUCCUGGUCGGCGUGGGAACAGUGGCCUAUAGCUACAUGGUUGUCAUAAGAACGAUGGCCCGCAAUGCAAAUGAGUCUGGGGUCGGAGACGACAACAGCUUUAAUUUCAGCUGGAAGAUGUUCACCAGCUGGGACUACCUGAUCGGGAAUCCUGAAACUGCAGACAACAAGUUUGCCUCCAUCACCACCAGUUUCAAGGAGGCGAUCUUAGAGGAGCAGGAGAGCCACAAGGACGACAACAUCCACCUGACUCGCUUCCUGCGGGUGCUGGCCAACUUCCUGGUCUUGUGCUGCUUGGCAGGAAGUGGCUACCUCAUCUACUUUGUGGUGCGUCGCUCUCAAAAGUUUGCCAUUGAUGGACUGGAGAAUCACACCUGGUGGGAGAGGAACGAGGUUAACAUGGUCAUGUCAUUGCUGGGAAUGUUCUGCCCAAUGCUGUUCGACGUCAUCAGCGCCCUGGAGAACUACCACCCGCGCGUGGCCCUGCAGUGGCAGCUGGGCCGCAUCUUCGCCCUCUUCUUGGGGAACCUCUACACCUUCAUCAUCGCACUCAUGGACGAAAUCAACCUUAAGAGGGACGAGGAGAAGAUUGUUAAGUUUAACAUAUCCACGUGGGAGGCCGGGCUUUUUAACGGCACGCUGUGGGAAAACAGCACAGCUCCACCCGUCACCAUCCAGCCUGCUGACGUGCCCAGAGGGCCGUGCUGGGAGACCAUGGUUGGCCAGGAGUUUGUGCGUCUGAUCAUAUCCGAUACCAUGACAACCUACAUCACGCUGCUGAUUGGAGACUUUCUGAGAGCUGUACUCGUCCGGUUCCUCAACUACUGCUGGUGCUGGGAUCUGGAAGCUGGAUUUCCGUCCUACUCUGAGUUUGAUGUCAGUGGCAACGUCCUGGGCCUGAUCUUCAAUCAAGGCAUGAUAUGGAUGGGCGCGUUCUACGCCCCCUGCCUGCCUGCCCUGAACGUCCUUCGGCUCCACGUGUCCAUGUACCUGCAGUGCUGGGCUGUGAUGUGCUGCAACGUUCCGCAGGAGAGAGUUUUCAAGGCCUCUGGCUCCAACAACUUCUACAUGGCCAUGCUGCUCGUCAUCCUCUUCCUGUCAACCCUGCCGGCCAUUUACACCAUCGUCACCAUCCCCCCGUCCUUCGACUGUGGACCCUUCAGUGGUAAAAAGCGGAUGUUCGAUGUCAUCCAAGAGACACUAGAGUCAGACUUUCCUGCCUGGUUUAGUAGAGUGUUCAGCUACGCCUCUAACCCGGGGUUAGUGCUGCCCUUCAUAUUGCUUAUGGUACUGGCCAUUUAUUACUUACAAUCCACAUCUAAAAGCUACAGAGAAGCUAACGUGGAGUUGAAGAAAAAACUGCAAAUGCAAAAUGAGGAAAACAAGAAAAAGAGCAAACGAGCAGCAUUGAAGGCCCAGUUGGAUCUAGAGGAGGCCAGAAAAGCAGCAUCACAGAAUACAGAGCAACAAAAAAACAACAGUGGUUCUCUACAGGACUUGGAGGUUGACGAGGAAGAAAAGCAUUGCACUAGUCACAGGAUGCGUCACGGUAAGAAUGAACGCGACCAUCCUUCUCCUGGUGGAGACAAAGAUCACCAGCCUGCAGCCACCAGAGCCCCCGUUCCCAGGACUUAUCACCAUGACGUCCGUGGGCCUCCUGGAUACCUGCCUGGUUUCCCCCGGCAGAGCGAACCCAGGAUGUCCAGGGCGCCGAGCCUGCAGAGACACUGA